Stylonychia lemnae is the source of this 3474-nucleotide messenger RNA. The record is from the annotation of a GenBank genome assembly. Lineage: Eukaryota; Ciliophora; Spirotrichea; Sporadotrichida; Oxytrichidae.
AUGGAUAUCAAUUAAACUCUUGAUCCCUCAACAGUAUGUAUAUUAAACAUCUAACAUAAAAUCAUAUAGAUCAAAUCAGAGAUUAGUGAUGCUAGUGCUUUGCAUCCACAUGUAAAUGCAAAAUACAAAAACAUUUAUUCAUAUUCUGAAGAUACUUCCACAUUUAUCAACCCAGACACCUCUAUUAAGCCAGAAAUGCUUAUGGACAGCACCUACGAACCGAGACGUGUGCCUCUUAACAGUAAGAACGAGUAGAUCAGGCUGUCAAAAAUGAAAUGUUGGCCUACAACUAAGCUGUUCUGCAGGUAUUAGUGGCGUGAUAUUAAGAGACACAAGUUUCAUUUUUGCCUUGCUUUCUGCUCAGUCUUUACUAUUGUCCUUGCAACCUUAGUCGUUAUUUCAAUUAUCGGAAAAGGCCCAAUCAUAUUCUUAAAGAUGGCAGAAUCAAACCACGGAGCUAUUGAUGCUUAUAUACUUCCAGGAAGUGAUGAGAGGGUGAAUGAUUUGCACUAAUCAAUGUUUUUGAAUUUUACCGCAUUAUAAGAUUUAGUGGGUGAGGAGAAGUACAGCUACACCCCUAGAAAGACCUAUUGCGGAACCUAGAUGAUGAAAUUCGAAUAAGAAUCUGUCUAGAAUCAUGAACAGAUUAAAUUGAAAAAAUCCCCAUAGAAUGAAAAUAUUGUUGACAAUAAAGGAGAGAGCUUUUUGGGUGAGUAAAUUGAGACUGUUUAAAAUGCCAAGGAUGAAUUCACAAUUCCAAGCAGAAAGGAUGUGUACCAAUUUGGGGAAAACUUAAUGGAAAAGAGAACAGAAAGAUAGAUCUUUAAUUUAAAAGCUGAUGAUAAGUAACAGACAGUGUGCAUAAAUGUAAUUAAUUCCAAUAGAGAACAUAAGAUAGACAUUGGAGAUAAAUUUGACUUACCUGAUCUUAACUAUGGAGAAUGCUACAUCAGCGAUUUUCAAAAAGAUCUUCUAAAUGUCGAUAUUGGGGAUUCUGUGUAUCUAUGGGCUUACAUUGGCAAUAUGUACGACUUACUAAUCGAUGAAUACAAUUCUGUAGCACCUUUUUAUAACUGGCCGAUCGCAUACAAAUCUUCAUCCUAUUCUCUAACCUAACUGCCUUGCAAAAUCGUGGGCUUCUUUUCCUCGUCUAAUGGAAAGUUUGCAGAGGGUAAUAUACAAAAUCAGGUUAUUAUGGAAUAUGAUUACUUUUUACCCUAUAUUGCUCAAUAUCUUCCAUGGGAGUUAUACUAUUAUUCUGAAUUCAAAGAAUUUUUGACAAGACCAGAUUUAGUAAGUCUAAAUUACUAUGCCGAUUAUAUUGCUUUGAACCUUCCAUCACCGAGACAUGACUGGUAUUCCUCCGACAAUAUAGAUAGUAUUUAAUACUAUGUAACAAAGCACGUCAACUCCUUUAUUUAGGAUGUCGGAUUUUAUCCAGUAAACGCCUAAUUGCCUAUUUUGUCUGAAAUGGAAAAGUUAAAUCUUGCCAUUUUACUAUUCAACCUAAUUUUCAGAGUGGUUAUUGCUAUCUUCGUAAUGAUUUCAAUAGUUUUGGUCUACUCCUUAUUGAUGAUCGGCAUUGAUGGAAAGACUCUUGAGAUGGGUAUUUUAAGAAUGGUUGGUGCUAGUAAAGUUGGAUUGACUCUUAUGAUCUUGCUUUAGAGUUUGAUGUUUGUGCUGCCUGCUAUUUUAUUUGGGUUUGUACUGUCUAUACCUUGCUUGGCACUUUGCUAUACUAAAGUGUUCUAGGAAGAGUUGAAUAAUGGAUUCUCGCCGAUCCCUAAUGUAGCAGCAUUUAUCAAUGCAUUUGUUCUAGGCUUGCUGAUUCCUAUUCUCAGUUCAAUCAUGCCUGUGGUGAGAGUUCUAGGUUAAAACUUGAAUGAUGCUCUAAAUUAUGAAAGGAACAGAGUCUCUGCACUCUAUGUUAAAAUUUUGAAUAAAUCUAGAACUGAUAUGCUUCCUCCAUUGAUCUUUGGCAUCAUUACCUUUUGCUACGGCUUUGCAAUCUAUUACUUGCUUCCAUUAUCGAUGCUUUCACUAGAUUUAGGCUUGACCCUUGAAGUAUUCUUUUUCAUUCUAAUAGGUUUAUUACUUGGUAUUGCAAUUCUAGCUAUAAACAUUUAGAAGCCUUGUGAAGUGAUUCUGACUUAUAUAUUUUUGUGUUUUGAGACUAGAGCGAUGAGGAAGAUGGUGCUUAAUAAUUUGAAGGCUCACAUGAUGAGAAACAGACUAACCUCUACCAUCUUUUCACUUGCUCUGGGUUUCAUCAUUUUCUUACUAGUUGCCUACAAGUUAUAAGUUCAGUACAUGCUCAAUUAAAGAGAAUCUAGAUCAGGAGUCUUCCCUAGUCUGGUUACUGAUUAUCCAUACUAUGUCAAUCCCACAUACAUCGACCCUGUCCUGCAAGAUAACAUGGAUAAGAUAGAAUCAUUUAAUUGGAUUACAUUUGAGUUUAUUAGAACAAAACCUCAAACUUAAAUUAGUGGAGUUGAGAUUGCAGGCAGUGACAGACUAACAGUCUUUUAAGCGAUGCCAUAUGGUGUUACUCCAAAUAUCUUUUCGGUUUCAAGAGAAAGCUUCAAAUAGAUAUACUAUGAUAGAAGCAAGUUGACUAUUGGAGAGUAAUUGUACACAGCUAGAGGAUCACAAGGGGGAGUAUUAUCAACUUAUCAAGUCAGGACCCUGAAUUGCGAUCCAAAAUAUCCUGAUUAAAAAGGAAAGAUGUACAUGUACAUAUCCUAGGAGAACAGGAAUCAUACUCGCUAUUACCAAGUAGUGCCAACUACUGUAAUGAGUUCUGCCCCAUUUUUUGGAAUGACUGAUAUGGAAUAGAAUUAUAGAUAUCCCUAUUUAAUGUCUAUCCCAAUGUUUAUGACCUUGAGUGAUUAAUAAUCAGUAAAUGAAGUCGCCUACGAAAGGCUGGGUAUUAAGUUGAAGGAUGAUUAUUAAAGCAAUAAUGACUAGGUCUUAAUGCUUAACAAGAUUAAAGAAGCACUUCCAGAUUAUAUUAAAAACAAGAUUGACUUUAGAUCUCAAGGGCAGGCAACAUUAGUUUUAGUAGACAAUAUAGUCUCAUUGCUAUUCGAUAUUGUAAUAGUCAUUACCAUGUUCCUCUGUUUCUUCUCCCUCAGUUCAUCAAUGUCUGCAAAUCUCUAUGAGCAGGCAAAGGAGAUCGGUAUCCUAAGAGCUAUUGGCUUCAAAAAGAUCAGAAUAAUAAUGCUUUAUGUCUACGAAGCUUUUAUUCUUGUUUUUGCCAGCUCGAUAAUGGGUAUAUUUAUUGGAAUCGUUGUCGGUUGGAGUAUGACACUUUAAUUUGCUGUAGUUCAAGAAAUGCCUAUUGAGUUCUAUUUCCCCUGGUUUGAACUAAUAAUCAUUAUGUUGGCUUCUUGGUUCUGCGCCUUCUUCAGUGUCUUUGGUCCAACAAGAUCAAUCAUCAAGCACAGAAUCGCCAGCAUUCUUAAGAUGAAUUGA